Messenger RNA from Galeopterus variegatus (Sunda flying lemur), 2947 nucleotides. RefSeq names its product synaptotagmin XVII (gene SYT17). The record is from RefSeq and is a predicted model, not a curated record. Gene Ontology annotation, molecular function: calcium-dependent phospholipid binding; phosphatidylserine binding; calcium ion binding. NCBI's taxonomy places the organism in Eukaryota, Metazoa, Chordata, Mammalia, Dermoptera, Cynocephalidae. The coding region runs from base 329 to 1753 and encodes 474 amino acids. Gene Ontology annotation, biological process: cellular response to calcium ion; calcium-ion regulated exocytosis; regulation of dopamine secretion. The transcript is spliced from 8 exons. Gene Ontology annotation, cellular component: membrane.
CGCCCCGGCCUUAUUCCCGCCUGGGGAGCGCCUCGUAGGGGGGAGCGCGGGACAGCCAGGGAGGCCGAGGCUGGGGCCCCGGGCGCCCCAGCUCUCCGAAGCGGGGAGGCGGCCCCCACUCCGGGAGCCGGAACGCAGGGAAAGGCAAGGACGGGGCGGCCGGCGGAGGGGCGGGCGCCGCUCAUCAACCACGCCAGUCACGUCUGGGGCCACCCGGCUGCCUUUUUCUUCCUUUCCCCCUUUGCUUUCUCCCCCCUUCCCGGUUGGCGACGGCAAAGUGGCCGUGGCGGCGCCAUGCCCGGGCCGGAGUGAGUGCGCGGGGGCGAAAAUGGCGUACAUCCAGUUGGAACCAUUAAACGAGGGUUUUCUUUCUAGAAUCUCUGAUCUGCUGCUGUGCAGAUGGACUUGCCGGCACUGCUGUCAGAAGUGCUACGAGUCCAGCUGUUGCCAGUCCAGUGAGGAUGAAGUUGAAAUUCUGGGACCUUUCCCUGCCCAGACUCCUCCCUGGCUGAUGGCCAGCCGGAGCAGUGACAAAGAUGGUGACUCUGUCCACACAGCCAGCGAUGUCCCACUUACCCCACGAACCAACUCCCCGGAUGGGAGACGCUCAUCCUCAGACACAUCCAAGUCCACGUACAGCCUGACCCGGAGGAUUUCAAGUCUAGAGUCAAGACGACCCAGCUCCCCACUCAUCGAUAUUAAACCCAUCGAGUUUGGGAUUCUCAGCGCCAAGAAGGAACCCAUCCAGCCUUCAGUGCUCAGACGGACCUAUACCCCGGAUGACUAUUUCAGGAAGUUUGAGCCCCGGCUGUACUCCCUCGACUCCAGCAGCGACGACGUGGACUCUCUGACAGACGAGGAGAUCUUGUCCAAGUACCAGCUGGGCAUGCUGCACUUCAGCACCCAGUACGACUUGCUGCACAAUCACCUCACAGUGAGGGUGAUCGAGGCCAGGGACCUGCCACCUCCUAUCUCCCAUGAUGGCUCUCGCCAGGACAUGGCACAUUCCAACCCUUAUGUCAAGAUCUGUCUCCUGCCAGACCAGAAAAACUCUAAGCAGACCGGGGUCAAGCGCAAGACCCAGAAGCCCGUGUUUGAGGAGCGCUACACCUUCGAGAUCCCCUUCCUAGAAGCCCAGAGGAGGACCCUGCUCCUCACUGUGGUGGAUUUUGAUAAGUUCUCCCGCCACUGUGUCAUUGGCAAAGUUUCCGUGCCUUUGUGUGAAGUUGACCUGGUGAAGGGCGGGCACUGGUGGAAGGCGCUGAUUCCCAGUUCUCAGAAUGAAGUGGAGUUGGGGGAGCUGCUUCUGUCACUGAAUUAUCUCCCAAGUGCUGGGAGACUAAAUGUUGAUGUCAUUCGAGCCAAGCAACUUCUUCAGACAGAUGUGAGCCAAGGUUCAGACCCCUUUGUGAAAAUACAGCUCGUGCAUGGGCUCAAGCUUGUGAAAACCAAGAAGACAUCCUUUUUAAGAGGCACAAUAGAUCCUUUCUACAAUGAGUCCUUCAGCUUCAAAGUUCCCCAAGAAGAACUAGAAAAUGCCAGCCUAGUAUUUACAGUGUUUGGCCACAACAUGAAGAGUAGCAAUGACUUCAUUGGAAGGAUCGUCAUCGGCCAAUACUCUUCGGGCCCCUCUGAAUCCAACCACUGGCGACGGAUGCUCAACACCCACCGCACAGCCGUGGAGCAGUGGCACAGUCUGAGGUCCCGAGCCGAGUGUGACCGCGUGUCUCCUGCCUCCCUGGAGGUGACCUGAGGGCAGCCAGACGGCAGCUUUCAUUUGUGAAAAAAAAAAGAAAAAGAAAAAGAAAAAAGACAAAAAAAGCCUCACAUACCUUCUACAACCACACCUGUGUACACACAACACACACACACACACACACACACACACACACACCCUAAAUCCUCUCACAAUUGAGAGGAAGCUAUUAAUCACAAAAUGGCCACCCUCAAUGAGCAAGGCCUGAGAACUUUCCGGAGACCCCAUCCAUAUAUGACAAGCUGAGCGGGCUCUGUCAUGGGACUUGUUGGCAGUACCUGCUCUUGAUACCCCUGCCCCGAAAAGCACUUUCAACCCUCAGACCAGAGAAAGGACCUCCCAAAGGGUGCCAACCUCUGUCAAGACUAAAUUCACCAAGAGUUUGGCCAGUGUGUGGGAGGUCUGACCCUCCACUCCCAAAACACACACCCACUGGGUAACUUCUGAACAGGCCAAUGCUCCCUGGGAUUCUUCAAACCUGACACCUUUCUCCAAAGGUUUAAGUAUCUUUGUCUUCUACUUAGUAAAUGUGAUAAAUAGAUUAGGCUCUUUGGAGAAAUCAAAUGGCAACAAAUAAUACCCAGUGUAAGAAACCUCUCCUGGCUUAACUGAAUUUGUCCUUGUGUUAGCUUAUUCCAGGGGACUCCCUGUGAGUAUGAUGUGUAUGUUCUCGUGCGUGUGCCCUCACAGGUGAACACGUGUGCACCUAUGUGUCUUCUUGGAGAGCUGGGACCUCAACCCUGAGCACCCCCUUCUCUCUGCCUCUCCCAUCCAGUGAGAUUUCACCCAGUGUCCUCCUGUCUGUCAAAAACUCCACCUUUUGGCUAACGGUAAUGUGUGUGUGUCAAAUAAAUAGGACAUACUAGAGCAAAAGUAACAUUUUUUGACUGAACCAUGGUGAUUGUGAACCACAAAAGACCUACAAAGGACCUGAUAUGUGGAUUAAAACAGCCUCCACACGCCAUCGUGAUGAUCUCCUUCCUUCAUCGUACUCUGCAGAUCUUUCUGUGUUGGUGUGAACCAAAGUCACGUCUCAUGUGCUAAAGAAUUAGUGUAGUUAGAAUAGAUCUCUCCCUCUCUCUCUCUCUCCGCCCCCCCAUUAGAUGCUUCUGUAUCUUUUCCCACAGCAUAUUGUCACGUGUGAUGGGGAGCUAUUUAUUGAAAUUAAAGAUUAUUUAUUUGUGCCAUGCA